Messenger RNA from Drosophila subpulchrella, 1274 nucleotides. Its product is annotated as serine protease inhibitor 42Dd-like. The coding region runs from base 113 to 1249 and encodes 378 amino acids. Lineage: Eukaryota; Metazoa; Arthropoda; Insecta; Diptera; Drosophilidae. The transcript has 4 exons. The record is from RefSeq and is a predicted model, not a curated record. Gene Ontology annotation, molecular function: serine-type endopeptidase inhibitor activity.
CGACUGAACCAAUUAUAUUAUAAUCCUCGAUGGCAAAUCUAAUUCGAUUAGUGAACAAGGUAUAUAUAAUCGCUAGAUUGUCCUAUCUUCUUAGCUUUAACCAGCGGUCGAAAUGAAGUUUCUAUGUCUGAUAUUAUUGGCCACGUCAGUGACUGGUCGAUUCACAGAUGAUUUAUACCAACAGUUGGCCAGAGACAAUGCCAACAAGAAUCUUAUUUCGUCGCCUCUUUCCGUCGAUAUUGCCUUGGGUAUGGUCUACAUAGGAGCUGGGGGAAAGACAGCCCAAGAAAUGAGGAGCGUCUUGAAAUUGCCUGAGCAUAAAGCGGCAGUGCAUCAUAAAUACUGGGAAUUUCUGACAAGUCUCGAAGGUCGGGAGAGGGUGGCCAUCCUCGUUAUAGCCAACCGUAUAUACGUAAACAGGCACUUUACUAUAAAUCCUUUGUUCAAUGAAGUGGUCAAAUGGACCUUUAAUGCCGAAGCGAAGGCUAUCAACGUUUAUGAUCCUAAUAGGGCCGCUUCGAUUAUCAAUGACUGGGUGAACGAUCAGACGAGCAGCAGGAUCAAAACCAUUGUUUCGGAUAAAGAUAUAACUUCAGAUCUGGUUAUGAUUCUCUUGAAUGCAAUUUACUUCAAAGGCCAGUGGCAGUACGAAUUCGACCCUAAAAGGACCAAACAGGCCGAUUUUCGAACUGCCGACAAAAAAACCGUUCCUGUCCAGAUGAUGUCGCUAUCGGGCGCAUUUAAGGCGGGAUAUAUUAUCAACCUGGGUGCCAAAGUGAUUGAGCUUCCUUAUCGGAACUCAAGCCUCUCCAUGGUCAUCUUUUUGCCGGAAAAAGUCGAUGGUUUGGCAGAAUUGGAGAGAAAGAUCGCAGGCUUCUCCCGACGGCUUCCAAAGGUGAAUGUGAACUUAAAGCUGCCGAAGUUUAAAAUCGAACUCACUUCAGAGCUAGGGGAUAUUCUCCAGAAGAUGGGCAUAAGAGAUGCAUUUAAACCCACAGCGGAUUUUAAGGGUCUAGUAGGACCCAGGGCGUCAGGAGUCAGGAUCAGCCAAGUCAGGCACAAGGCCUUCAUUGAGGUUAACGAAGAGGGCGCCGAGGCAGCAGCUGUUACAGCUGUCAAGAUGGUUAGGCAGUGCAUGGGAUGCGGACCCCUGCCUCCUUUCCAGUUUAACGCCGAUCAUCCGUUUGCCUACAUCAUUCGCGAUAAAGACACCAUUUACUUUCAGGGACACUUCGUAAAACCAGAAUAAUAAAGUAAAUGUAAGGAGACGCAAA